AUGUCGGGGACACACGAGUACCAUCUGCGAAGGAAGACGCCAAACGGCACCAUUGACGCCGGUUAUGAUGGGACUCCUGUCGAGCUGGCAUCACAGCCACCGCCGUUCAAGCAGAUGGUGAUCCCGGGCUCGCUUCAUACGGCGAUGGGAAAUGCUCGACUGCCGACGGAAUAUCAGCCUGCGCAACAACAUAAUCCCUAUGGACCGGACAGGGUCUUCAAUCAUUCUGUAAAUCCGUACGCGAGUUUCGUGCCGCAGCUCUUCAACAGGCAAGAUGUAACGAUGGAUUGCGCCCCAAACCUGCCAUCUGCCGCCUAUCAGAACCCGACCCAAGGAUCCCGCAUACCAACCGCUCUCCAACCCAUGUACCACCACCCACCUGGGCCAGCGUUAUUCAACCCGGGCGGUCCUCUGCCGCCAAACUGGCAUGAUGGCAGCUUUGGCAACUACCAACCGGUGCCACCGACUGUCUCCCAAUAUGGCAUUUCACCAUACUACGGCCCGAACCAUCAAGGACUAUAUCACAUCCCGCAGCCAUUGGGACCGGCAGAGGUAGCUACGCCGAUCCAUUACAACAGCCACGAUGAAAAUGGCUUGCAUUUCAGGUCUGCGUCGCAGCAGCUUGCUUCAUUGACCCUUGGGCCGCAGUACGAGAGUGCUCAUCCGCUGCAGCCACGUCAGUCUUCACGUGGAUUUAGGGAUAAGGCGCUCGCCAACGCCCAUACCACAUAUCUCGAACUUUUGGCGUAUCUGCACAAUCGGAAAAAGUCUGGCCAGAGCAAUCAAACGGGUGCAGUCAGGAACCAGUCAAAAAUGGUCAUCUUUCCGAAGCUGCCGAAGCCUUUGAGCCAAACCAGCUCAAAUGUUAUUCGCCGUCAGUCGCAAACUGCUAUGACCAGCGUACCCUUGGUCGAUGGUGGCUACGGUGCAGCUACGCAUCCUCGUGAUCUGAGCUUUCGUGAUCAACAUGCGGUCGCCAAUCAGGGUAUUGUUCGGACGGACAAUUCUGCUGGUCCUGCUUUCUACCAUCUGAUCAAUACGGGUAGCUCGCAUUUCCCACGGCAACAUGGGGUGAUGUCGCCGCUCGCUGGUGCCCAGGCUGCCGUCGAAAUGCUGCACAAUCUUUGUGAGCAGAGUGGUUGGAAGUGGGCUGAUGGUAUUCUGCUCGGUGGAUGUCUCCAUUACGGACUGGAACAAUAUGACAAGGCGCUUGAGUGGUUCCAGAGGAUCUUGGUCCUGGAUGAGAGUCACAUUGAGGCCAUCUCAAAUAUCGCAGCGACACUCUACAGUCUCAACAGGCAUGAACAGGCAGAAAAGCAGUGGCGAUACGCGAUUCAAAAACGGCCAGACUACCUCGAGGCUGCCGAGCAUCUUGUCGGUCUCCUCUGCUCGCACCAGAGGACCAGGGAAGCUGUAGAAGUAGUAGAAUUCGUUCAGCGAUCACUGCAACACAGCAAGCACCAAGCUGUCCGCGAAGAUCCCAGCCCCAAGCCCGCCACGAAGACCAUGGGGCAGCAGCAUGCCAGCCCACCAGGGAGUGCGAUCCAGACGGAUCUGCCCGGGCACGAGAUUGGUACUGAGGCGGCGGUCUCACAACCUGGCUUUGCGUCCAGUGGUUACCUCAUUCCUGGUAGCGAGAACGGAAGAAUGAUUGCCCUGAUUCACGCCAAAGGCAAUCUGUUGUACGCCUUGAAGGAUAUCGGUGGUGCCUCUGCAGCUUUCGAAGAGGUCGUCCUGCUGAGUGCCGGCCGUAAUUUUCGAUCUAUACAAUCGCUCAUCCGGAGAGUGAAAACCGUCCUCGCUCCACCAGGCUAUGAUGUGCGGCCGCCAUCCGGCCCAUUGCUUCUACCGCCAGAGGUCGCGAAGCAGACCGCCCAGAAAGUAUUCGGCAGCCACAGCUUUCAUGGUAGCCUGCCAGGUCUACGGUUUGUCACGGAUGGUCUACCAGCGAAAUCCGCCAUCUCGACAACAAGCAAUUCCCUUCUGUCACUAGCCAAAAUCUUUCAGGACUCCAUGUCGAAUGGCAUAUCGUCGCCAAGAGUGCGUCAGUCGUCUGGCGUAGGAGAUAUCCUUGCUUUGUAUUACUUGUCCUUGUCCCUGUCGGCAAGCCCUUCCACAGCGAACAACAUUGGUAUCCUUCUCGCCGGUGUCCAGCAAUGCCAAGCUACCAUCACACCGGCUCACACGACAACUCACCACCCCACGAUUCCGGGCAUUGUGCCUGGAAGUGGUCUUGCGCUGGCUUUGGCAUACUAUCAGUUCGGCUUGCAGUUGGACAACAAACAUGUUCAUCUCCAUACCAACCUUGGCAGUCUGCUCAAGGACGCGGGCCAGCUCGACCUCGCCAUACAAAUGUACGAGCGUGCCGUGGCCUGUGACGGCACGUUUGACAUUGCCCUCACCAAUCUGGCAAACGCCGUCAAGGACAGGGGGCGCGUCAGGGAUGCCAUCCAUUACUACAGACGCGCUGUCGACGCCAACCCACACUUUGCUGAAGCCGUGUGUGGGCUUGCCACCGCACUGAACUCAGUCUGUGACUGGCGUGGUCGUGGUGGUGUCUUUUCCAAAGGUGGGAAGCUUGAUCGGUGGCAUGUUAAUGAUGCUGGGAUGGUCGAAGACGCCAUGCUUCGAGGCUCUGGAGCAGGCUGGAUGAAGAAGGUUGUAGACAUUGUCACCCGACAACUCACUGAAGCUUCCCACUGGGGCGUAGGCGUUCUGCAGCCUGAGACCAUCAGCGCCUUGACACAACAGCUAACGACUAUUUGCCAAGCGAAUGAUCCUAUGGAGGAUAUCGACCUUAAGAAGAAGCUGUCCGGAUGGGCAGGACAAAAGUGGGAAGGCUCUCGAGUUCUACGCCUUGUGGAGCGCGGCAUAAGAAUGGCCAUGUGGAAUUGGUAUCAGGACAAGUAUAUCCGCGGACGACGCGUGUCUGAGGCAGAUUUCCCGCGCCCACGACUUCCGAAUGCGCUUUCAGUGCCAUCUGCCCCCACGGUCUUGCCUUUCCACACGUUCACAUGUCCCUUGACAGCCAAGGAUAUCCGCAUGAUUUCGCAACGAAAUGCCGCAAGGAUCUCAUGCUCGACUCUGAAGGCACCAUGGUUACCUGCUACAGUCUAUCCACCGCCACCGCCUCCGCGACCGCAGCUGAACAUUGGGUAUGUCUCGUCAGAUUUCAACAACCACCCACUGGCACAUCUGAUGCAAUCCGUGUUCGGCUUCCACGACCCUUCUCGGGCAAAGGCCUUUUGCUAUGCUACCACGCCCAGCGACGGGACAGAACACCGCCUCCAGAUAGAGCAGCAAGCCCCGGUGUUUCGAGAUGUAAGCACGUGGCCUUCAGAGCGCCUCGUCGACCAGAUUGUCCAGGAUCAGAUCCAUAUUCUUGUCAACCUCAACGGCUACACUCGAGGUGCUCGAAACGAGGUCUUCGCCGCGAGGCCCGCGCCGAUUCAAAUGUCAUUCAUGGGUUUCGCCGGGACCCUGGGAGCCGAAUGGUGUGACUAUCUGCUGGCAGACGAGACUGCGAUUCCUGCUUCAACCCUGCGCCCAGUGAGGAGCAAUCUGAACCUCGAGGACAUAUUUGACGACGAAGAGCUCGCCGAAGCGGACGACUGGAUGUAUCCUGAAAACAUCAUCUUCUGUCGGGACACUUUCUUCUGUUGCGAUCAUGCUCAGUCCUGCGGAGCUCGUGAGAGACAAGUUACGUGGGAGGAUGAGCAAUUACGAAGGUGGCAGAUGAGACGCGAGAUCUUCCCGAACAUCCCCGAUAAUACUAUUAUCCUCGGAAACUUCAAUCAACUGUACAAGAUUGAGCCAUCCACAUUUAGAACAUGGCUGAGGAUCCUGUCCAACGUACCGAAUGCCAUUCUGUGGCUACUGAAGUUCCCGGAGCUUGGAGAGAAGAACCUCAAGAGGACCGCCGCGGAAUGGGCUGGUGACGAGGUCGCCAGUCGCAUCUACUUUACAGAAGUCGCACCCAAGCAACAACAUAUCGCGCGGGCGAGGGUUUGCGACCUCUUUCUGGACACUCCUGAAUGCAACGGCCACACGACGGCGGCGGAUGUGUUGUGGUCAAGCACACCUCUCCUUACCUUACCGCGAUACGAGUACAAGAUGUGCUCGCGCAUGGCUGCUUCAAUCUUGAAGGGCGCCCUCCCCAAAGAUCAAAAGGGUGUUGACGUUGCCCAUGAGUUGAUUGCUGCUGACGAUGCCGAGUACGAGAUUGUCGCCACAAGGCUGGCUGGCGGCCUGACUUAUCACUCUACGAACAAGCCAUAUCGCGAGGGGCGCGGUCGACUGGCCGAGAUGCGCAAGGUUCUCUUUGACGCGAAGUGGACUUGUGCUCUAUUCGACACACGAAGAUGGGUUCGGGACCUUGAGGAAGCGUAUGAUGAAGCGUGGCGGCGUUGGGAAUCUGGGGAAGGUGGCGAUAUCCAUCUCUGA
Microdochium trichocladiopsis is the source of this 4443-nucleotide messenger RNA. Its product is annotated as glycosyl transferase family 41-domain-containing protein. The record is from RefSeq and is a predicted model, not a curated record. Gene Ontology annotation, biological process: protein O-linked glycosylation. The transcript has 4 exons. The coding region runs from base 1 to 4443 and encodes 1480 amino acids. Lineage: Eukaryota; Fungi; Ascomycota; Sordariomycetes; Xylariales; Microdochiaceae. Gene Ontology annotation, molecular function: glycosyltransferase activity; protein binding.